Myripristis murdjan (pinecone soldierfish) is the source of this 933-nucleotide messenger RNA. It is a transcript of the gene csf1b, whose product is annotated as colony stimulating factor 1b (macrophage). The record is from RefSeq and is a predicted model, not a curated record. Lineage: Eukaryota; Metazoa; Chordata; Actinopteri; Holocentriformes; Holocentridae. The transcript has 8 exons. Gene Ontology annotation, molecular function: growth factor activity; cytokine activity. The coding region runs from base 118 to 933 and encodes 271 amino acids. Gene Ontology annotation, cellular component: membrane.
UUUACUAACAGCAAAUUCCUGUCUUGUGGAGUCGAAGUGAAUACAAGAAAAGGAUCUCUUUGCCUCAAUGUGUGUGACAGAGGAGUCUGGUGUUUUCCACUGUCAAACGCAUACCAGAUGACCAUCCUUGUGCCAAACCUGAUUCAGAGCAAAGUUAAGCUGCAGGUAAAGUGUCUGUGCGUGCUUAUGUUCCUGAGCUUCCCUCUGACUAUGGCUGAGGUCCCUGGUCCAUGCAGACACUCCAUCACUAGGGAGCACCUGCUGACAGUCAGGCACCUGAUGGAUAACCAGUUGAGGAGUGGAUGCUCAAUAACCUACACAUUCAUAGAACGGAGAAGUUUGAGUAAAUGCUGCUUUGUAAAAGCUGCUUUACCCUGGAUCCUGGAGCUCCUCACCACCCACUUCAAAUAUAGCAGGGGCUCAGUCAAUGACGGCUACGUUCAGUCCCUGAGAGCUCUCAUCCUCAACAUUUACUCUCAGAAAUGUGUGCCUCAGAUUAAUGAGGAGGUAGAGGACAAGCCAGAGAAUUUUGAGAUGCCCUUCACCGGGUCUCCUUCAGAAGCUCUGCAGAGGGCUUUAGAUGUGCUGUCGGUGUACUGGGAGCUUGUGGCGACUAGUGACGCCCCGGUGGACUGGAGGUGCCAGAGGGAAUACACAGAAGCAUUUGCUUCCACGACAGAAUUCUCAACAAACCCACCCACGGAAGACUUUACAGACAGAGUUGGAAGAAACUCGAUGAAAGCCCCUCAGAGAAGUCUAGAGAGGGACCUGUACAAGCUCGGCUUCAUCUUCACUUCCGUCAGUGGUGGACUGCUGUUCAUAUUUACUCUCUACUGUCUCAUCACGCAAAAGAAAACCAACAUGCCUCACAGAUCAAGGUCAUAUAUGAGCUCAAGCAGAGACCUUCAGGACAUAGAACUGGAGGCACAAUAA